AUGGCGCUGCUGCGGGAACGCUUGGGGGAGGUAACGGUCUUUUCCCCGUUCCACUUGACUGGAUCGCACAGGUGCGCGACGGAAAAAAAAUGUUGGAACUUGCGCGGGUGCUGGUGCUGCUGCGGUAGGCAGAAACGCUUCAAAAAAUUUCAAUAUGUGCACUUUUCUAGAAGACUCAGGUUUUGUAUUAGCAGGCAAUUGGUUGUACAAUUAUUCUCCACAAGCACGACACCGCAAAGCUUUCUUUUUCCAAAAGUCGUUAUUGAUGAAACAAAGUUUGGGCCAGUAGAAGAAGAGUCACAUCAUCAGGUCGCGUGUGCAGUAGAGACACUGAUGCGAUCUCCGCUACUCCGUCACUUGUAGGAGCGCCAUUUGCAGUUUUACCAAACACAAGCAACCUCACUUCGCGAAUCGGAAUUCUGAGCUCCGGGCGGUAGAAGAUACUUCUAUGCGUGAAUUUGUGAUCCAUUUCGGAGGGGCAGACCGCUCGCUCCGCUAGUGGUGAUUUUUGCUUUCUUUCUUAACAUAGAAGACACCACUGGGCAAAACAUGAUUCCGUAGUGACUGAGUUCUUGUUCUACUAUGCGUCGUGCUGUUAGUACAGAAACAGAGCAGCGCGUGCUCGUAAUAACUCGUACGAAAGAUGAUUUUUAUUUGUCUCAUGUGAAGCAAGGAACAAAAAAUAGCCUGCUUUCGGAGAAGAAGAAACCCAAGCCGCGAGGACAUGAAGUGGCAAUGUCGCAUCGAUAUCAUUCCUUCAAAAUGAACUGGAAGAAUAGCAACAGUCGCAGAAUAGGUAUGGUUUCAGAAACGGAAAAAGCACCACGUAAUGAAAGUGGAUGACUGACGCAAUGGCGUGGUGCGAACUACGGUCGAUCCCAGAUUCCUUUUCCCGAUCGUGAGGGAUUAUUACUGCCGUGGUGUAGUUCUCACACGGUGAUCCGGAG
Amoebophrya sp. A120 is the source of this 947-nucleotide messenger RNA. The record is from the annotation of a GenBank genome assembly. Lineage: Eukaryota; Dinophyceae; Syndiniales; Amoebophryaceae.